GAGUCACAGUAAAAAAUAUGAUUGAUACAAAAAAGCAGCCUUGUUACAUUAUUGCAUGGCGUGAAAAUGUACUUCUAACUGACAUAUCCCUUUAUAGGUAGAAAAUGUAUUUCCUAGAUUUGACUAAACACCUGCAGACGAAUAAUUGUUGAACUAGGGGUGAACACUGCGGGCAUGUCAGGGUUGCACAGGUGUUCAAUUUGCUUUGAAGUAUUCUCAUAACGAAAGGAAUCACGAUUCUUUUGAAAUAUUGAGCCAACAUGGCUGAUCUCGUAGCGCAGUUGCAGGCAGCGGCGACUCUCUCCCACCUCCACGGUUGGUGAAAAAGCGCAUGAAAUAGGAGAAAAGGAGGUGUGUUAGCGCAUGCGCAGACGGUGCUCGCCGCUUAGUUAUGCCAUUUUUGGAGGAGUCGAGCUUACGUCACGGGCUCGUCCACAGUCCUGGAGCUUGAGAUUCACCAUCCACUCAUGCAACCACAAGCAAAGGGAGACAUUGGUGCUCCGAGGGGAAAAUACGCUUUUACUUUUUCUUUUUAGUUUGGCACGGAAUGAGCUGAACGGAUCCGGAGGCUGCUACAGUGCGUUUGGACGUGUGGACGACUCCAGUGGCAUGGUGUGCUGAAACAGAGACCCCAGCAAGCACUUAGACAGAGGUUACCCUGUGCAUCAUGUUUGAAUGCCGAUAAUCAAUUAUAAAUAUAUAUGACUGUGCUACUGCAUUACCUAUAGCCUCGCCGGGCUGUAGCCACUCUUCUUUUACUGCUGAAGCCCGUCUGAAGCGGACACCGUGCUGAGGGUGCAGCUCAACGGACAAUCGCACCCGGACCAUUGGAGGGGUUCGGAUGAGGUGGUUCCUCGGGCUUUUAGGUUUUAGAAAUCCAGCCAACUUUUCCUCUAUUCCUUUCUAACAGCAGUGCCGCCGAGCAUUGCUCAGGAGAUGGCGAUGAGGUUGUUCUACUUGGGAUGUAUACUCUGCUUGGAGAUCAUAUCUCCUAACGGUGCAACCGUAGCCCCCAAAGUUGAUGACCCGCCGAAGACCUGCAGCCCUAAGCAGUUUGUAUGUAAAGACCAGGUGACCUGUAUCUCCAAAGGCUGGCGCUGCGAUGGGGAGAAAGACUGUCCAGAUGGCUCAGACGAAUCCCCAGAUAUCUGCUCUCACAACAGGGUGAGCCAGUGUCCUGUCAAUGAACACGGUUGCCUCAACCCAGAUGUGUGUAUCCAUAUGAGCAAACUGUGCGAUGGAGUCCCUGAGUGCCCUGACGGCUGGGACGAGGGCCCUCACUGUAGAGUGUGGUACAUUUGA
Molecule: messenger RNA, 1302 nt
Organism: Notothenia coriiceps (black rockcod)
Lineage: Eukaryota; Metazoa; Chordata; Actinopteri; Perciformes; Nototheniidae
Product: low-density lipoprotein receptor-related protein 1-like
Exons: 4
Coding region: 937-1302 (121 amino acids)
Cellular component (GO): plasma membrane; signaling receptor complex
Molecular function (GO): low-density lipoprotein particle receptor activity; protein binding
Source: RefSeq, a predicted model, not a curated record